Messenger RNA from Gavia stellata (red-throated loon), 2492 nucleotides. RefSeq names its product TATA-box binding protein associated factor 5 (gene TAF5). The record is from RefSeq and is a predicted model, not a curated record. Gene Ontology annotation, biological process: transcription initiation at RNA polymerase II promoter. NCBI's taxonomy places the organism in Eukaryota, Metazoa, Chordata, Aves, Gaviiformes, Gaviidae. The coding region runs from base 1 to 2364 and encodes 787 amino acids. Gene Ontology annotation, cellular component: transcription factor TFIID complex. The transcript is spliced from 11 exons. Gene Ontology annotation, molecular function: protein binding; RNA polymerase II general transcription initiation factor activity.
AUGGCGGCACUACCUGAGGAGCCGGCGGAGGUGGCGGUGGUAAAGCCGGACCCUGAGGCGGGGACGCCGCCACAGCCCCCUGCUGCUCCUCCAGCCGCCGCCGCCGCUCCCGCCGCUCCCCCGGCCGCGGCGGCGGAGGGGGAGGCGGCGGGGAGCGGUGGGGAGGCGGCGCCCCCUAAGCCCGCGGCACCGGGCCCGGCCGCCUCCCCGGCGACGCUGGACCGGCAGACGCUCGUGGCCGUGCUGCAGUUCCUGCGGCGCAGCAACCUCCGCGAGUCCGAGGAGAUCCUGCGCCGCGAAGCCCGCCUGCUUGGCGAUGACCUCGGUGCUGCUGCCCUCAGCCCCGCCGGCGCCGGGCUUCUGGGAGCCCCGGGCGGCGAUGCGGACUCCGCCGGCGGCGAGGCGCUACUCAGCCGGGUUACCGCCGCUGCCGCCAUCGCGAUAGGAGGCAGCGUCGCCACUGUCGCGUCUUCCAGCCCCGGGGUGGCGGCGGUCGCCGCCGUGCCGCCGGGAAAAGUUGGAGGAGGCGUUGUUGUGGAAGAUCAGCCAGAUGUGAGUGCGGUAUUGUCUGCCUACAAUCAACAGGGGGACCCGACACUGUACGAGGAAUACUACAGUGGAUUAAAACACUUCAUUGAGUGUUCCCUGGACUGUCAUCGAGCGGAAUUGUCUCAGCUGUUUUAUCCUCUCUUUGUGCACAUGUACUUGGAAUUGGUCUACAAUCAACAUGAGAGUGAAGCAAAGUCUUUUUUUGAAAGAUUUCAUGGGGAUCAGGAGUGCUAUUACCAGGAUGACCUGCGUGUAUUAUCUAGCUUAACCAAAAAAGAACAUAUGAAAGGUAACGAGACCAUGCUGGAUUUCCGAACAAGCAAGUUUGUGCUGCGUAUUUCCCGUGACUCUUACCAACUCUUGAAGAGGCAUCUUCAGGAAAAGCAGAACAAUCAGAUCUGGAACAUUGUUCAGGAACAUCUUUACAUUGAUAUCUUUGAUGGAAUGCCUCGCAGUAAACAACAGAUAGAUGCUAUGGUCGGAAGCUUGGCUGGGGAGGCAAAAAGAGAGGCUAAUAAAGCAAAGGUUUUCUUUGGCUUAUUGAAAGAACCAGAGUUUGAUGUGCCUUUGGAUGAUGAAGAUGAAGAAGGAGAAAAUGAGGAAGGAAAGCCAAAGAAGAAAAAACCUAAAAAAGAUAGUGUAGGGUCAAAAAGUAAAAAACAAGAUCCUAAUGCUCCUCCCCAAAACAGAAUUCCUCUGCCUGAACUGAAAGACUCUGACAAGCUGGAUAAAGUAAUGAAUAUGAAGGAAGCUGCAAGGCGUGUGCGUCUUGGCCCAGAGUGCCUGCCCUCCAUCUGUUUCUACACGUUCCUUAAUGCUUACCAGGGUCUGACUGCAGUGGAUAUUACAGAUGACUCUAGCAUGAUUGUAGGAGGCUUUGCUGACUCUACUGUCAGAGUGUGGUCUGUGACUCCGAAAAAGCUACGUAGUGUGAAAACAGCAGCAGACCUCAGUCUCAUUGACAAAGAAUCAGAUGAUGUCUUGGAGAGGAUCAUGGAUGAGAAAACAGCAAGUGAGUUGAAGAUUUUAUAUGGACACAGUGGACCUGUCUAUGGCACCAGCUUCAGUCCUGAUAGGAACUAUCUGUUGUCCUGUUCUGAGGAUGGCACUGUCAGAUUGUGGAGUCUCCAAACAUUCACAUGUUUGGUGGGAUAUAAAGGACACAACUAUCCAGUAUGGGAUACACAGUUCUCUCCUUACGGUUAUUAUUUUGUGUCAGGGGGACACGACAGAGUGGCUCGUCUGUGGGCAACAGAUCACUACCAGCCUUUACGGAUAUUUGCUGGCCAUCUUGCUGAUGUGACAUGUACCCGAUUUCAUCCAAACUCCAACUAUAUUGCCACGGGCUCGGCAGACAGGACUAUACGGCUCUGGGAUGUUUUGAAUGGGAAUUGUGUAAGAAUAUUCACUGGACAUAAGGGACCAAUUCAUUCACUGGCAUUUUCUCCUAAUGGACGAUUCCUGGCUACUGGAGCAACAGAUGGAAGAGUUCUGCUGUGGGAUAUUGGACAUGGCUUGAUGGUUGGAGAACUGAAAGGGCACACUGACACUAUCUAUGCGCUCAGAUUCAGUAGAGAUGGGGAGAUUUUAGCAUCAGGUUCAAUGGAUAACACAGUUCGUCUGUGGGAUGCUGUGAAGGCAUUUGAAGAUUUAGAAACUGAUGAUUUUACUACAGCCACUGGACAUAUAAACUUGCCUGAAAACUCACAGGACUUGCUACUAGGUACAUACAUGACCAAAUCAACCCCGGUUGUACACCUCCAUUUUACACGCAGAAACUUGCUGCUGGCUGCGGGAGCCUACAGUUCACAGUAAAUUGGGAGGCUGUAAGACGACUGUGCCAAGUCAUUGCAGUAGUGACCUCAGGAUGUGAGAUGAGGAGGAAUGUCUUGUACAGGUGGACCCCACUAGUCUGUUGCAGGAAAAAAGAAACUAUGUAAACU